Molecule: messenger RNA, 5017 nt
Organism: Gallus gallus (chicken)
Lineage: Eukaryota; Metazoa; Chordata; Aves; Galliformes; Phasianidae
Gene: SLC15A5
Product: solute carrier family 15 member 5
Exons: 9
Coding region: 239-1990 (583 amino acids)
Biological process (GO): transmembrane transport
Cellular component (GO): membrane
Molecular function (GO): transmembrane transporter activity
Source: RefSeq, a predicted model, not a curated record
UUAAUUUUGUUAAAUUCAGAAGUUGAAAUGUUGGUAUGUCUCUGAUUAAUUUAUUUAUUGAAAACUCUUUGAUCCUAUAUGUAGUAGCACAAAAGUGACUGGUGCCCUACGAAAUUGUAGUGGUAAAGUGUGGAAUUCAAAGUGAGAGUCUUACCAGUUUGCUAAUUACAGUGGAGGAGAACAGAAGUAUACCUGUAACUUAAGCUGUCCUCCUGAGUCCUAGUCAAAGAAAUCUAGCAUGCCUGGUGCAGACAGUGGUGAUGUUCAAGAGAAGCAGCUUACGGCUGACACUGAAAAGGAGAAAAACCUGCUACCUGGUAGAAGAAACCAUGCUGAAAAGCUGACUCUGCCUGAGAAGAAAGUCCAGGAGGCUAUCUGUGUGCUGCUGGUGGAGCUGUGUGAGAGGUUCACGUUCUUUGGCAUCGUCUGCAAUAUGAUCCUCUUCUGUACUGUCAGACUUGGCUAUCGCAACUACCAGGCUGCCAUUGUCAAUAUGUGCUUUGUGGGCACCUCCAUGCUGACGCCAGUGCUGGCUGGCUGGCUUGCUGAGUGCCUUGUGGGGCGGAUCAAGCUGGUGUGUGUCUGCAUGUUUCUACAUUUCCUAGGCACAGCCCUGCUACCCAUUGUGGCUUUCCCCUUUGAAGAUAUCUACAUUGACAAACGUCAUAUUCUUCUUCAUACGCUAACCAAAAAGGAGCAAAAAAUGGUGUUCUACUUUGCACUACUCACAGCUAGCCUGGGAAUAGGAGGCAUAAGAGCUAUUGUUUGUCCACUAAGUGCAUACAACCUUGAGAACUGUGGACCGAAGGAACUUCUUUCUUUUUUCAACUGGUUUUAUUGGUUGAUUAACUUAAAUUCAGCAGUUGUCUUUGUCAGCAUCUCUUAUAUCCAGCAAUCUGUGGCAAGAAAUCUUGGUUUUCUUCUCCCAUUUGUAUCUGUGCUUAUGGCCAUGAUCACAAUUCACAUGGUGCGUGGCAAAAUGAUUUACAAACCCAAAACAGACAGUUCCCUUCUGACAACUUUUGGGGUAAUUGGUAGUGCACUGAAAACGUGCUGUGUGCGGUAUCGCUACUUUAGUGGAGAUGUAUCCAGCUGGUUAGAUCAUGCCAAGGAAUACCAUGGUGGUCAGUACAGUGAGACUCAAGUGGAAAGUACAAAGUCACUUGCCAGGCUCUUCCCAUUUUUUGCUUUCCAAAUUCUUUACAGAACAUGUAUUAUGCAGAUUCCUUCAGGAUAUUAUCUCCAAACCAUGAAUUCCAACUUGAACUUCAGUGGAUUUGUAUUGCCAAUUGCUGCGAUGAAUGUGAUAAGCAUUGUGCCACUACUGAUUCUUGUUCCAAUUUUGGAAUGCAUUAACUCAUAUCUCUUCAGUUCCAAGGGAAGUGGACAUCCUCCAACAAUGUACAUUGUUGCAGGUCAGUUAUGUGCUGCACUUUCUGUGAUGGUUGCUGGCUUCUCUGAAAUACACCGAAAGCAUUUCCCUCAGGUGGAACAGACCCUUUCUGAGGAGGUUCUCCUGGUCUCAUCUAUGCCUUGCUUCCACUUAGCGCCUCAGUACAUUUUGCUUGGAGUGGCUGAAGCCUUGGUAACUCCCUCCUGUUCAUUGCUAUCGUUCUGGCUUGUACCAGAAAGAAUUCGAGGAAUUUCCAUGCAUUUUUUAACUCUCUUCAAUGGAGCUGGCUGCUUUAUGGGAGCUUUCUUUGUUCAGACAGCCCACACCGGCACUCAAGGCAACUGGUUUCCACACUUGUUACAUGAAGGUAAAUUGGAGAGAUUCUUCUUCUUCUUGGCUUCCUUGAUGAUGGUGAACGCCCUUGGGUUCUGGACUGUUGCACACAGAUACAGCAAUCUGAACCAGGAGUAUACCAGUGAGUUCAGAGGAAGUCUGUCAGAGGAAAAAGAAGUCUUUCUGAAGCAUGACAAAGUCAUCGAGCACUAUGGUAGUGUCCUGGAUCAUUCUCCCAUUUUGUCUCCUAUGGAGACAACCUGAAAAGUUUCACCCUUGUUGGACUAAACUUUGGUUGUCACCUAUAAGCUUCCCAAUGAAAGAUAAUGUAGUGCACUUCAGCAGAACUGUCAAUAUAGUUAUUAAUCACCUUAGCACUAAUGUUAUUUAUAAGUUUACAAAAUAGCAAUUGUCUUGGGAUUUAGCCUUGUAGGAUGCUGCACUGUCAUAAUGCAUGUCACGGACAAUGAGAGCUCACUGCUUGGCAAAGUUGAUAUAGAGAGGCUUUUAAUCUGUAUAGGGAAAAGGACAGGUAUUCAUGUGUAUUUAUGAUUAGUAAUGGUUAAAAAUUAAUAAAUUCAUGUAUAUAUUUGUUUAGCAGAUUACGCUGUGAUAGUAUCAUUUGAAAAUAACUUUGUAGGCAGUAUUAAUUAAUUGAUACUUGCAAAGGUGGGAGCCUUGUGUUAUUCCUGGCUAAUAUUAAUCUGCUCUCUGGUCUUUAGCCAGUUGUUGCUUUACCCUAGUUUGCUCUUCAGGAAAAUGGAUGCUGCCAUGCUAAGCUUCUCUGGAGAUUACCUUGAGGUCUACCAGAAAUACACUGAAAUUAUAUACCAGUGACAAAUCUGUAAAAAUCUGAUGUGAGUCACUUGUGCUGAGGCAUCUGGCCUUCACUGUAGCAGAAGCACUGUGGGAUUUGUCAUUCCUCAAGGUUGGUGUACAGUAAUGUUGCUAGUGGGAGAUCCAGUGGCUACUACAUAAUAGAUUGGAAUUACUAACUGUUGCCCAGUUGGAGUGGGUGAAAGGAGUUAGGAAGAAGUUAAGGGAAAUGUAGAUACAGCUGGAAGUUGAGGAAGGAACAGUUAACAAAAUUGAAAUUAAUGUUCUGUCUUAAAAAUCUAAACGGUGUUAAGCACUCCCCAAACUGACUUGUGGUGCUGAUCAAACAGUGCUUUUGUUAAAAGUCAUAUUAAUAAAAAGAUAAUGAGGAAAGUAUUAGGGUUCUCAUGUAAUAAAGAAACAUACCAAACCCAAAAACUAGAGGAAUACUUUGAUUAAAAGUUGAUAGAGUUGAAAAUCUGAGUCGAGUCAGAAUGCUACUAGAGACAAGGAAAGCUAUACCACAGGAGAAAUCACACUGAAUGCACACAAUGAUCUGAAGUGACACAGUUUAUGCACUGAAACUAUAAAAGAGUUGAUGAAGGUAAUCACCACACUGUUAUCCAUUUAACCACACUGCAGGUGUAGGCUGGGGUGGGGAGCGGUAAGGGGGAAGCAAAAUGCAGUAAGUACAUCUAAGCAGUAGGAGGGAAGGCAGUCAGGACUGUCUCAGAGCUGUUAGUUUGAUCUCACUAGUAUUUAAGGUUUUGUUAAAAAUAAAAUAAAAAUAAAAGAGAAUUUUUAAAGUCAUGAGAUAAAAGGAAAAUUGAAUAAAAUGCAAUGCUGAUGUAUCAAAGGUAGGUUUGCCAGACGACCUUAAUGCUUGUUUGUAAUGAGAACUCAUGUUUUAAACAAAACAUAGUAGAAAAGAUCUGCCUUAAUUUCAGUAAAGCUUUUGGCAUAUUUCUCAAGGGAAACAACUUGUGUAGACGAGGGUCAGCAGAGGGUGGCUGAGAAGACCAAUUUAAGCCCAGAUGGCAACAGAUACUGUGGAAAAGAGAGGUACCCAUCUGCAAGUAAGCUUUUGUGGAACUUGUUAAACAUUGUCCUUUGUGGUAAAAGAGGAAGUGAUCCUGGGAUUUUUCUUCCAUCUCCACCAACACAAGUAUCCUCAUGCAAGCUCAUCAGUAAUGGUUAUCCAUGUUUGAGAGGUGCUUUCUGACUCAGACAGUGAUUUAAUGGCACAGCUGAUUGUGCAACUGGCUGUUUGCUCUGGAAGGGUUCUUGCUGGGAGAGGGGAGGGGAGGAAGGCUGCCUACUUGUCUCACCCUGGUUUCUGCUGGCCAGCGAGAGAUGGCCUUUUCCUCAAGAAUUGACUGCAUAGUGAAGAGGAGGAGACUCAAGAGAUCUCAGAAGAGACCCUAUCUACCAUGAAUUGUACUUGAGCUUUUGCUCACUGUUUAGAUUAGGUUUCUUUGAGAGAGCUUUCUGAAGCAGAAGAUUUCUUUUCAAGUCUCUGAGACCUGGUCUGUGAAACUCUAUUUUUGUGCUGCUUUUAUCUUAAAAGUUAUGGCACAUCUGAGUGUUAGGGGUUUGGGUAUGGCCUUCUAAUGGAAAGAAGUCUUGGUGACUUCUCUCCAGCUAGUCAGUGGCAAAAUUUACUUGGCUUCUGUGAUAAGAUCAACUUUUUAAAAGCCUGUGGUUCUGGUGAUCCUCAGUUCAGUUCCCAUUCUGAACAUCUGUAUUUCUUCCAUUCAUGCUUAGGGAAUUUGAGAUCACGUACACUGGGACUGCUUUUUCUCGAAGAUCAAAAUCUGAAAAUAGAUCACAACAGAGAACAUAAAAUAUUGUGGUUUAAUGGUCUGAUGAAGAUCUGUCAUUCUGGAGAAAAAAAAAAUCCUAUAAGGAGAGAUCUCUCUGUCAUGCAGCACUGCAAGAAAGGCUUACUGCAAUGGAGAGGGAAGCAUUGGGCAGCUGUCAUAAGGAGAUAUUAGAAUUACAUGAAUUAGAAUGGGUUGUGGGAUGAAUAUUUGACUACUGAAAAUUCUACCUUUUUCACAUGGACUGGAGAAAAGCUUUUUCUUAUUAGAUUUAAAAUAUUUGGCCUUUGGGAUGGAUGGAAAGGGCUACUGAUGGCUAGAUAUUGACUUAUUUCAGAUGGGCAUGUGGAGUAACCUGCAUGAAAAAGUCUAUCAGUCAUGCUUGUUGUUAUGACAGAGCAAUUCAGCAGUUAUACCUCAACAGACAGGGAUGCUUCUCCAACUGGAGCAUUUGGGGCUGCAUACAAACCUUGUGGAAUUAUUUUUACUUUCAGACCAUUUCCUAUUUUUUUACAAAUCUUGUCCCAGUGUAUGUGAAAUAAGUAUAAAGGACUCUGUAGCUGCUGUCUUGACUUUGAAAGAUGCUGCGUUUUACAUCUGGGUUAAUACAUUAUGAAAAAUGAAGAGAAUAAAUACUGAGGUAUGUAUGCAUAUG